Molecule: messenger RNA, 866 nt
Organism: Bombina bombina (fire-bellied toad)
Lineage: Eukaryota; Metazoa; Chordata; Amphibia; Anura; Bombinatoridae
Gene: MYL4
Product: myosin light chain 4
Exons: 7
Coding region: 77-649 (190 amino acids)
Cellular component (GO): myosin II complex
Molecular function (GO): calcium ion binding
Source: RefSeq, a predicted model, not a curated record
GAGCUCUGCCCAUUCAUCACUCUCAUUGCCUCUUCUACACACACACACUCAGAGGUCCCUCUCACCCACACACACCAUGCCCCCAAAGAAGCCAGAACCCAAGAAGGAGGCCCCAAAACCUGCUGCUGCUCCUGCACCUGCUGCACCAGAACCUCCUCAGGAGCCAAAAUUUGAUCCCAAAAGUGUCACAAUUGAAUACUCGGGUGAGCAGAUUGAAGAGUUUAAAGAGGCCUUCCAGCUGUUUGAUCGAACUCCAGGAGGAGAAUUGAAAAUCACUUAUGGACAAGUUGGGGAUGUCCUGAGGGCUCUGGGACAAAACCCAACAAAUGCUGAGGUGAUGAAGGUUUUGGGAAAACCCAAGGCAGAAGAGCUGAACACCAAACUUCUGGACUUUGAGACUUUCCUUCCAAUGCUGCAGCACAUAUCCAAGAAUAAAGACAAGGGCUCUUUUGAGGACUUUGUAGAAGGGCUGCGCGUCUUUGACAAAGAGAGCAACGGCACAGUAAUGGGAGCAGAGCUGCGCCACGUACUGGCCACACUGGGUGAGAAGCUGCAUGAGAAUGAGGUAGAACAACUGUUGGCUGGUCAGGAAGAUGCAAAUGGAUGUAUCAACUAUGAAGCCUUCAUCAAGCACAUCAUGUCUGGUUGAAGUAAGCACGAACCAUAAGACUCGCUGCUUGUACCCUCACCUGUCCAUUGAACCCAGAGUCAUUAUUGCCUCAUGUAUCUUUAGGAUUGUCUGAGCCUGCCGUCCUAGAGGAUUCUCGCUACGUGAAGAAUGGAUCUUUUCUUCAACAGUUGUAAAUUAUUUGGGAUUUUUUUUUUUCCCUAUUGAUAUAUCAAUAAAUAGAAUUUCACAAAAAAAA